UUGAAUAAUGAAUACAGCCGGAGCCGGUGGGCGGUGGCUGGUGUUUGGCGAAGACCUUUGCAGGAGUGUGCACGUGCAUUUAGCACUCGGAGCUUUAAAUUUCAGGACAGCGGACCACUGACAAUCAGACGACAUUCAUAUUGGCGGUCGGCCGGUUUGGCCGUUCAUCAGCUCCAUUUGACCAAGAACGGAGAAACGGGCUUCUAUCAUGGCUGACAAUUCUCAAGCGAAAGGAGGGAAGUCAAAGAAGCAACUGAAAAAAGAGGCAAAAGAGAAGGAAAAGGCAGUAAAACGUGAAGAGCACCGUGGCGCUGUAAACCAAAAUGAUGGAAUGCAAACGCAGGAAGACGAUUGCUCCAUUGGACAAUAUGGGUUGGUUGGACUAAUCCAAAGCACAGAAAGGCCUACUCAGGAGUACGUGCAUGUCAGAGACCUUCAAUCAACCCUUGCAGGUAGCAUUGUUUGGGUUCGAGCGCGCUUGCACACAAGCCGAGCCAAGGGCAAGCAAUGCUUUGCUGUAUUGAGGCAGCAGGAGAGCACUGUGCAAGUUCUUGCCCAAGUUGAUGAGAAUACCAGCAAGCAGAUGGUCAAAUUCCUCUCUAACAUCAGCAAAGAGAGUAUUGUAGACAUUGAAGGCAUUGUUCAUGCUGUUGAGCGCCGUAUUGAAGCUUGCACUCAGCAAGACACUGAAUUGCAUGUGCGCCAAGUAUUCCUAGUCUCGGCCGCUAAAACUAAAUUGCCUUUGCAAGUUGAGGAUGCUGCCCGUCGAGAUGAUUUACCGGAUGCUGAAGGCCUCACAAUUCGAGUUAACCAAGAUACCAGACUAGACCACCGCAUCCUGGAUUUGCGAACUCCAGCAAACCAGGCUAUAUUCAGGUUGGAGGCAGGUGUCUGCCGCCUCUUCAGAGACUUAUUAACAGUCCAAGGAUUCACUGAAAUACACACACCAAAAAUCAUCUCUGCAGCAUCAGAGGGCGGCGCAAAUGUUUUCACCGUGUCCUACUUUAAGGGCCAAGCUUACUUAGCCCAGAGUCCUCAGCUAUACAAGCAGAUGGCUAUUGCUGCUGAUUUUGACCGAGUUUUUACAGUUGGAGCAGCAUUUUUCCGUCCUACCUUGUCGCAGAGCACACAGAGAGUCGGGGCUGACCUUGUCGGGCCGGGCAGCACGUUGAUGUCACCGCACAGCAGCGCGAAGAUGGGUGGUGAACUGGGCAUACAGGGGGCUCGGCAGCGCCCGCGGGUCCUGCUGGUGGAGCCGCCGUUGAAGGACGUCGCUCUGGAGCCGCAGGAGGAUGACACAGGCCAGGUUUUCAGGGCUGAAGAUAGUAACACUCAUCGUCACCUGACAGAGUUUGUGGGCCUCGAUUUGGAAAUGGCCUUCAAAUGGCACUAUCAUGAGGUUCUCGAUGUGAUUGGCAACACAUUCACGCAGCUCUUUGAAGGCUUACAGGAGCAUUUUGCUGCUGAAAUUGCUGCUGUUGGACAGCAAUAUCCUGUUGAUCCGUUCGUCUUCCUGAGCCCACCUCUGAAGCUCACCUUUCGUCAAGGCUUGGAUCUGUUAGCUGAGGCUGGUGUACAUCUUGACGAAGAAGAUGAUCUUUCGACCCCAGACGAAAAGCUCUUGGGGCGCCUUGUUAAAAAGAAGUACAACACUGACUUCUAUAUUUUGGACAAGUUCCCUCUAGCUGUUCGACCUUUCUACACAAUGCCAGACGCUCACAAUCAGAAAUGGAGCAACUCAUAUGAUAUGUUCAUGCGUGGUGAGGAAAUUCUUUCUGGAGCGCAGCGUAUCCAUGAUCCAGACAUGUUGACUGAGCGAGCAAAACACCAUAACAUAGACCUUAUCAAAAUUGCUGCAUAUAUUGACUCCUUCCGCUAUGGAUGUCCUCCCCACGCAGGUGGAGGAAUUGGUCUGGAAAGAGUGGUAAUGUUGUUCCUUGGCCUGGACAAUAUCAGGAAAACAUCUAUGUUCCCCAGAGACCCAAAAAGGCUGACACCCUAAAAGAUGGUGCUAUUGGCGGUGGUGCUAUAGCCGCUUUGUUGUGCGAGAGGCCACAUUACGCUCAGUUUGAAUUUCUUGCAGUUUUUUUCCAUUUAUCUUUUGAGCCGUGCAGAUUUGUGUAAAUAUCUGCAUUAUGUCCAAAAAUAAAAAUAAAGUGAUGUUCAUGAUUU
Messenger RNA from Neocloeon triangulifer, 2172 nucleotides. RefSeq names its product aspartate--tRNA ligase, cytoplasmic (gene AspRS). NCBI's taxonomy places the organism in Eukaryota, Metazoa, Arthropoda, Insecta, Ephemeroptera, Baetidae. The record is from RefSeq and is a predicted model, not a curated record. Gene Ontology annotation, biological process: aspartyl-tRNA aminoacylation. Gene Ontology annotation, molecular function: aspartate-tRNA ligase activity; RNA binding; ATP binding. The transcript has 13 exons. Gene Ontology annotation, cellular component: cytosol; aminoacyl-tRNA synthetase multienzyme complex; cytoplasm. The coding region runs from base 209 to 2002 and encodes 597 amino acids.